AUGAAGUCCUUCACCAUCGCCGCCAUCCUGGCCUCCACUGCCAUGGCUCUGCCUACCAACAUCGUCCCCAGCGGCACUGUCCCCUCGGGCGUCCCCAGCUGCAUCCCCUCGGGUGUUAUCCCCUCCGGAGUCCCCAUUCCCUCCGGUAUCCCGAUGUGCACUGGUGCUCCCAGCGCUACUCCCAGCGCUACCCCCAGUGGCAUGGCUUCCCAGAAUGUCAACAGCGUCAUGACCGUCACCAACGGGGAGUCCAAGAACAUCCUUGUCCAGCUUGAGCCCACUGUUGCCAACCUGCUGACUGGCCUUAACCUGCCCCUCAGCGAGCCCGUUGGUGAGAUCGUUCAGACUGCCUCCUCCGUCGACGGCCUGAACCUGCAGGGUCUUGGCUCCGGCUUCAUGACCGUCGCCACCCAGAAUGGCGAGGCUGCUCUUGUCAAGCUCACCUACACUGUUGAGGGUCUCUUCUCUGGUCUCGGCCUCCCUGAGGUUGGCUCCCUUGUUGGCAGCCUCGUUGGCACUCUCGAGGGUCUUGUCCCCAGCAUGAAGCGCGAUGUCACCAGCUCCCUCACCGACACUGUUAUGCACAUCACCGACCUGAACGGUGACGUCCUGCCCGUCGCUCUUGGCUCCAACGUCCUCGGUCUCCUGAGCGGUCUUGACCUGUCCUCCGUCCAGGGCCCCAUCGGCUCCGUUGUCGCUAUGGUUCCCUCCGUCUCCGACCUUCCUUCCAAGGCUGAGUCCAUCGCCGCUGACCCCACUCAGCUGGUCGGUGUUCUGGGCCAGGACGGCACCUCCGCCAUGCUUGUUCAGCUCGAAGGCACUGCCACCGGUCUCCUUGGCUCCCUGGGUCUCACCUCCCUCCUGAGCCCCAUCGGCUCCGUCACCUCCGUCACCGGCGGUCUUCUGUAA
Penicillium cosmopolitanum is the source of this 909-nucleotide messenger RNA. RefSeq lists its product as uncharacterized. The record is from RefSeq and is a predicted model, not a curated record. Lineage: Eukaryota; Fungi; Ascomycota; Eurotiomycetes; Eurotiales; Aspergillaceae. The coding region runs from base 1 to 909 and encodes 302 amino acids. The transcript has a single exon.